Molecule: messenger RNA, 1118 nt
Organism: Mesocricetus auratus (golden hamster)
Lineage: Eukaryota; Metazoa; Chordata; Mammalia; Rodentia; Cricetidae
Product: neuroendocrine secretory protein 55
Exons: 2
Coding region: 267-1118 (283 amino acids)
Biological process (GO): response to parathyroid hormone
Source: RefSeq, a predicted model, not a curated record
CAGUCUCCUCCAUCCUCUCCCAGACGAGAGGACCAGUGGAGGCACCUCUCGGAGUCUUAGACUUAGAGUCUGAGACUUAGCGAGAGGCGCCCCGGAGGAGACAACCCUUCUCUCUGCUUUACCCAUUCCUUUCUUUUACUUACAGACGGCAGCUGGGGCGCGGAGCUUUAGAAAGUUCGCUGUGGUCGGGAAGCAGUUCUUGCGCAGUGGGGUCACUCUCUGCAGAGCCAGAGGGUGAGUCGGCUUCUCGGUGAGCGCCUAGGAGAAUGGAUCGCAGGUCCCGGGCUCAGCAGUGGCGCCGAGCUCGCCAUAAUUACAACGACCUGUGCCCGCCCAUAGGCCGCCGGGCCGCCACCGCGCUCCUCUGGCUCUCCUGCUCCAUCGCGCUCCUCCGCGCCCUAGCCACUUCCAACGCCCGUGCCCAGCAGCGUGCUGCCCAGCGUCGGAGCUUCCUUAACGCCCACCACCGCUCCGCCGCUGCCGCCGCCGCCGCUGCGCAGGUACUCCCCGAGUCCCCCGAAUCUCAGUCUGAUCCCUCUGAUCACGAGCUAGAGGAGGCACGACCUGAGCUGCCACGAGCUGAGCUGGCCCGCCCCGAGUGCCUUGAUUACGACGACAUCGAGUCUGAGACCGAGUCUGAGACUGAGUCUGAGACCCAGUCUGAGACCGAGACGGACACGGAGACGGAGACGGACACGGAGACGGACACGGAGACCGAGUCUGACUUCGAGUCCGAGACUGAAUUAGAGAGCGAGUCUGAUACCGCCCCCGCAACUGAGCCUGAGACUGAACCCGAAGACGAGCGCGGCCCCCGGGGCGCCUCCUUCAACCAGUCUCUCACCCAGCGUCUGCACGCUCUGAAGUUGCGGAGCGCAGACGCCUCCCCGAGGCGUGCACAGCCCACCACUCAGGAGCCCGAGAGCGAGAGCGAGGGGGAGGAGCCCCAGCGCGAGCCCUUAGACCAGGAUCCUCGGGACCCCGAGGAGUCAGAAGAGCGCCAGGAGGAGGAGGAGAGGCAGCCCCGCCGCUGCAGGACCAGGAAGCCCGCCCGCCGCCGCCGCGACCAGUCCCCAGAAACCCCUCCCAGAAAGGGGCCCAUUCCCAUCCGGCGUCACUAA